AUGUUCCAGAAUAGUACAUCUAUUGAAUCAGAAAUUUAUUCGAAACAAUUUGAUGAUGAUCGAUUUACUGAUGAAUCGUCGUCACAAGAUUUCUUCAAUUCAUCAAAUAGAAAAUUAUCUGAUGAUCAAUCAGAUUUUGUACCGAUUACUUUUGAUUCUGAAAUCAAUUGCAAUAGUUGUUUGACAGAUGUUAAUGACUUAUUUUGUGAUAAACAUACAUUUUUGCCAUGCAUUGAACCAGAAACACCUAUUUUCAGCAAACCAGUGAUAACAUCAACUCGAGGUGGACGCAUGAACAGUAAAUAUGGAAAAGGAAAACCAGCACAGGCUUAUAUUAAUUCAGAUAUAACAAUUCGAAAACGUGUUCGACGAACAGUUCGUCGUCGUCAUCGAUUAACUUCGGAUUCUCCUACACCACCACAAUCGAUUAGUCCACAAUUAUAUGCAUCAAAUUCAGAUAAUAUACAACCUAUGCAAUAUCAUAGAACUUUAUCAAGUUCACGUGGUAGACCAAUUAAAGUACGCAAAGAUGAUUAUAAUACAACUACAACAGUUAAUGAGAAUCCAUCUACUCAACAAGAACCAGUAAAAGAAGAUGAAGAACAUCAUUCAGUUACAGUUUUAUGUUCGUCAAAUGAAGUUUAUGCUGUUUCUCAAGAUAUGUGUGUUAGUUGUGGAAGUAUUGGUUUAAAUGAAGAAGGUCGACUUAUAUCAUGUUCACAAUGUGGACAAAGUUAUCAUCCAUAUUGUGCUGGAUUUACAAAAAAGUUAUCAAAAGUACUUUUUGAUAAAGGUUGGCGUUGUCUUGAUUGUACUGUAUGUGAAUGUUGUGGUAAAACAACAGAUGAAGCAAAGCUUUUAUUAUGUGAUGAUUGUGAUAUAUCCUAUCAUACAUAUUGUCUUACACCACCACUUGAUCAUGUACCAAAAGGAAAUUGGAAAUGUCAAUGGUGUGUUCGUUGUUUAAAAUGUGGUUCAACAACACCAGGUAUUGAUUGUCAAUGGGAAAAUAAUUAUACUGAAUGUGGUCAAUGUUAUUCAUUAGAAACAUGUCCAUUAUGUUUACGUAAAUAUAAUUUAGAUGAAUUAAUAAUACAAUGUAGAAAUUGUAAUCGUUGGUGUCAUAGUAUGUGUGCAAAUAUAUUUACUGAAGAUAUGGCUGAAAAACAUUGUAAUGAACAAACAUUUUUAUGUCUUUUAUGUAAAUCAGAUCAAUCAACAUUAACAUUAAUGCGUUAUUCAUCAAUAGAUGAUCAACAAAUUUUACAAACAAAAUCUGUUAAAUUUGAUGAAGGUGUUUAUUUAACUGAUCAUGGUCUGGCACAUUUAAAAUCUAUUCGACCAAAAAUUUUAACGAAUCCAACAAGAAAAUCAAAACAAUUAUUACAAAAAAAUCAAAAUUUAUUUAAACGUACAAAUUCAACAUUAAUUAAUGAUGAUGAACGAUCAGACGAAGAAAAAAUUCAUUUAAAUAAUGAACAACAAAUUAAAAAAUCUUCAAUUAAAAAAUAUACAGGUAUUGGUGGAUUUAUUGUAAAAAUUCGUGGUAAUCGUCGUCGUCAAGAUUUACUUCAUAUGGAUAGUGAAUUAUUACGUACGAAAAAUAAACGUUUAAGAAAAACAAUUCUUGAAGAACAUAUGCCACCAGAAAUGCAGGAAGCAUUUUUUGGUAUGGAUCUUGCAAAUCAAAAUCAGGCCAAAAAUCCAUUAGAUGAUGAUUUAACCUAUAAUGAUCAAUCAACAAUAAAUUUAAAAUAUUUAAAUAGUGAAUAUUCAAUUCAACUUGAUCCCGAUACAAUUAAAUAUUUAACAACAAAGAAAAAAUCUCCAUUAUCAUUAUCAAAUGAUGAUGAAAAUGAAAUGCAACCUAUUUUCGGUAACGAAGAAUUUACAGAUUUAGUUGAUUAUAUACUUAAUCCAGUUCCGAAUCCACCAUGUAACUCAUCUGGAGAUAUUUGGGAAUUCAUUGAAUUUGUUGAUCAACCAAGUCAAAAUGAUCAUUCAUCUGGUAAUUUAAUAAUAAAAAAACGAAGCUUUAUGGAUUGGUCAAAUAAUAGUAUUUAUCAAACAAAUAAUCCAAAUCAAAUUAUUCGAAAUAUGGCUCGUGAAUUAGAAGAAUCCACAGUUGGACCAUUACAAAAUCCACUAUUUUCUCAAACAAAUAAGCAUGUUCUUCGUCAUGAUCCAGUAUCAUGGUUACCAACACCACCACAUUUAAAUCAAUCGUUAGUAAUAAAUGGAAAUUAUUCAUGUCCUGAUGGACGAUCAUUAUCAGCAGUUCAAUCACCAGAUUUUAAUCGUUCAAAUCUUAAUAUUAAACGUAACCAAUUAUCAUUAGGUAUGGAUGAAUCGUAUCAUUUAUUUCAAGCAUAUCAGCAACAAAUACAAAAUGAUAAUUUACAAAAAUCAAUGAUUAUUGAUAAACAACAAUGUAUGACACCUAUGCAAUAUCCAAUAAAUAAUAUUCAACAACAUUCAUUACCAUCACUCGAUCUUCAUGCUUCAUCUCAAUCAUCAUUCGGAAUUAUUCAUACAGGACAUUUAGUAGAGCCUGGUUCAGAUUUUUUACAACAAUAUUCUUCUCAGCCAACUCCAAUGAGAUCAACAUCAUGUUUUACUUUAUUAUCGUCAACAACGAAUGGACAUCGAUCAAAUGCAAACAUUGAUACAUCAUUUUCAGAAAAUAAUAUAACGACAAGUAGUAAAAAAUCUACAACACGAAUUGAUAUAUUACAAAAUGUACCAACAGAUAUUCUUGAAAAAAUUGAUGAAGUUAUUUUAAAUGUGAUAUCUGGCCAUGGUGAUAUUCCAAUUGAAUCUGAAAGUACAACACGUCAUCGUUAUCAAUCACGUUUAUCAUAUAAUGAACAACAUAAUGUUAUUUGUAAUUCAUCAUACAUUCCAUUAAAUCAAGAAAAUUUAUCAACGCAACAAUAUGAUUAUUUUCCAUCAACAUCUCAAGAAUCAGGACGUACUGUUGUAGCUGAACUUAUUUCAUCAAUAUUAUCCAAUGGUGCAUCAUCAUCUGUAAUGUGA
Molecule: messenger RNA, 3036 nt
Organism: Rotaria sp. Silwood1
Lineage: Eukaryota; Metazoa; Rotifera; Eurotatoria; Philodinida; Philodinidae
Source: the annotation of a GenBank genome assembly